Molecule: messenger RNA, 3927 nt
Organism: Trichoplusia ni (cabbage looper)
Lineage: Eukaryota; Metazoa; Arthropoda; Insecta; Lepidoptera; Noctuidae
Gene: Stt3A
Product: dolichyl-diphosphooligosaccharide--protein glycosyltransferase subunit STT3A
Exons: 13
Coding region: 158-2284 (708 amino acids)
Biological process (GO): post-translational protein modification
Cellular component (GO): membrane
Molecular function (GO): dolichyl-diphosphooligosaccharide-protein glycotransferase activity
Source: RefSeq, a predicted model, not a curated record
AAUUGUGCCACGCCGCUCAUGAACUGUCAAAUUGCGUUGUCGAAAAACGUAUAGGAAUAGGAGGUUGCCGGCGAAAUAUUUCUCUUAAUUACAGUUAUUUAUCUACAAUACUAUUUAUGUGAAAUAAUACAAACGAGAAAAAUAUCACAAACCCAAAAUGACGGUGGAGGUGCAAGCUAAGGCGUCGAGGCUGCCACAGCUUUCGUCAGACAAACAACUAACAUUUAUAAAAUUAGCUGUUUUAUCAAUGGCAGCAAUAUUAUCAUUCGGAACACGUCUGUUUUCUGUGUUACGGUUUGAGAGUGUGAUCCACGAGUUUGAUCCAUACUUCAACUACAGAACAACAAGAUACCUCACAGAGGAAGGAUUCUACAACUUCCACAAUUGGUUUGAUGAUAGAGCAUGGUAUCCGCUGGGGCGUAUUAUUGGUGGGACCAUCUACCCUGGCCUGAUGGUAACGUCCGCCACACUUUACAACAUCAUGCAGUUCUUGAACAUCACUAUAGACAUCAGAAAUGUUUGUGUGUUCUUGGCACCAUUCUUCUCCUCUCUAACUACCAUUGUGACCUACCUGCUCACCAAGGAACUUAAGGAUGAAGGCGCCGGCCUGGUCGCCGCGGCUAUGAUCGCCAUCGUCCCUGGCUACAUCAGCCGGUCCGUCGCCGGCAGCUACGACAACGAAGGCAUCGCUAUAUUCUGCAUGCUCCUCACUUAUUACUUCUGGAUCAAGGCCGUCAACACCGGUACCAUCCUCUGGGCCACUAUGACUGCUCUCGCGUAUUUCUACAUGGUGUCAUCGUGGGGUGGUUACGUGUUCCUAAUCAACUUGAUCCCGCUGCACGUGCUAGCGCUCAUGCUGCUGGGCCGGUUCUCUGCGCGCGUGUACGUGGCCUACAGCACGCUGUACUGUGUCGGGACUAUACUCUCCAUGCAGAUCUCUUUCGUAGGAUUCCAGCCUGUACAGAGCUCUGAGCAUAUGCUGGCGUUAGGCACAUUCGGUCUCUGCCAGCUGUACGCCUUCACCCAGUACCUGCGCGAGCGCCUCUCGCCGGCCAACUUCGAGUUGCUGUUCAAGGCUCUCCUCACAACACUGCUGGCUACACUCGGAACUGCUGUGGUAGCUCUUACACUUACCGGUAAAAUUUCACCAUGGACCGGAAGAUUCUACUCGCUGCUCGACCCCUCAUACGCCAAGAACCACAUUCCCAUUAUUGCGUCAGUAUCAGAGCACCAGCCGACCUCGUGGUCUUCGUUCUACUUUGACCUGCAAGUCCUGGUGUUCCUGUUCCCCGCGGGACUGUACUUCUGCUUCAGCAAGCUCACUGAUGCUAACAUCUUCAUCAUCCUCUAUGGAGUACUCAGUAUCUACUUUGCUGGUGUGAUGGUCCGUCUUAUGCUGGUUUUGGCGCCGGUCAUGUGUAUCGUGUCUGGAGUGGCCGCUUCCAGCCUGCUUAGUCUUCACGUUAAGGAUAUUGAACCCAAAGUUGAGAAGCACGAGAAGAAGAAGAAGCAUGAAAACAAUUUGGUGUUCCGUUCUGAGGUGGGCGCGCUGUUCGUGUGCGUGCUGGGCUGCCUGCUGGUGUCGUACGUGUUCCACUGCACGUGGGUCACGUCGGAGGCCUACUCGUCGCCCUCCAUCGUGCUCUCCGCGCGCGCUCACGACGGCGCCAGGAUCAUCUUCGACGACUUCCGCGAGGCCUACACCUGGCUCAAGAUGAACACGCCCGAGGAUUCCAAAGUGAUGUCGUGGUGGGACUACGGGUAUCAGAUAACAGCGAUGGCGAAUCGAACAGUAAUAGUGGAUAACAACACUUGGAACAACACGCACAUCUCGCGCGUCGGCCAGGCGAUGGCCUCCACUGAGGACAAGGCUUAUGAGAUCAUGCAGGAGUUGGAUGUUGACUAUGUGCUCGUUAUAUUCGGAGGAUUAGUCGGAUAUUCGUCGGACGACAUCAACAAGUUCCUGUGGAUGGUCCGCAUCGGCGGCAGUACGGAGCGCGGCGCCCACAUCCGCGAGGCGGACUACUACACGCCCUCCGGAGAGUUCCGCGUCGACAGCGACGGCUCCUCCACGCUGCUCAACUGCCUCAUGUACAAGAUGAGCUACUACAAGUUCGGGCUCGUUUACACUGAAGGAGGCCGGCCGCCGGGCUUCGACCGCGUCCGCGGCGCUGAGAUCGGCAACAAGGACUUCAACCUGGACGUGCUGGAGGAGGCCUACACUACCGAGCACUGGCUCGUGCGCAUCUACAAGGUCAAGCCGCUGCCCAACCGGGGCCUGUGAACACCGCCCGCCCACUGACUGAUAAACAGGAAUACAUACACAACACACAUUCUGAAAGGUGUAUUACAUGAAUUUUAUAACAAUUUAACUGUACAUUCCCAGGCAUUGUUAAGAUCAGCAAUUGAAUGUCGUUACAACAAGUAGAUCUGAUCCAGUCAACUGCUGCGAUUGAAACACCUUUCAGAAACCAAGGCUUGAAAGUCAAUUCACACAUCUCAAGGUCAACUAAAGUCAGAAUAAAAGUUCUCUAAUAUGAUUCUAAUAUUUUAACGUUAACAUCACGCAAUUUAGAGCUCAUUUAAUUUUUAACCUACUAAAGUUUUAGCUUGUUUUUAUAACAAGCUAAAACUUCUGAAACACCUUUCAGAAACCAAGGCUUGAAAGUCAAUUCACACAUCUCAAGGUCAACUAAAGUCAGAAUAAAAGUUCUCUAAUAUGAUUCUAAUAUUUUAACGUUAACAUCACGCAAUUUAGAGCUCAUUUAAUUUUUAACCUACUAAAGUUUUAGCUUGUUUUUAUAAAUUAGAGAAUUGAAUAUUUUUAGAUCAAUUACUUAGAUUUUAUUAAUUACACCACGGCAAUAUUUCCCGGUCGCCGUUGUGAACAUUUUCUUCCAAAAUUCGAUUCAAAUUUAAUGUGUAAAACUAGAAGUUAAGGAGCUAGCGGUAUAAAACUGGCAACAACUGUUAAUACAUUUCGAAUUAUCCUUAAAAAAGUAAUCAUAAAAAUAAUAAUAUGUUUCUGUACUGUUUAUCAGUCAGGUUACACUAACAUUAGUUUAGUAAAAUUAAGCAAAAGUGAUAAUUAUUGGGAAUAUUUAUAUGUUAGCAUAUCGACAAUCCUCACCUUGCGUUGACCAAUUCUAGCCAAACGCAUUUCGCGUUGAUCACACAAUUAAUUCUAGUACUGACAAGAGAAAUUAUUCAUCUUAUACUAGUCAGAAAUAGUAUCCAGACUUUCAUACUUGUAUACUACAAUAUAAUUGUGUUUUCGGCGCAUUACUACUUAGUGUGUUUGCAACACAGUACCCCCAGCACAAAUCAUUUUAACAUACAUCAAAACUUAGAAUAAACCCCACAUUUAAAUCUACUGCAGUCAGAAACAUUGAAUUGUCGUGUAAUUUGUGUUAAAAUGAUUUGUACUAAGGGCACAGUUUUUGUAAUUUUAUAAGUACGAUGAGAAUGAAAGUGUAAGACGAAAGUUAUCGUGCGAGCCACGUUACCUGUUUAGAGUGCAAUCUUGUAUGGACGUAAUCUAAUAAGUUAUCGACUAAUGCCCGAGUUCUCAACGACUGAAUGUGGAGAAACUGUGUUAACUAUAGUCUCGUGUAAAUGACUGGUUAAAAAACAUAAAACUUAUGUAUUGGACUUGGAAAGGGCUCUCAGAAGUAGCAAUAUAGCGGGCGGUGAUAGAAGACUAUAGAUUAUUUUAAGUUGUAAGGGUCACAACGUUUUUGAACAUCCAUAUUUGUCUCACUGCCCAGUUCUUACAAGUUCUAACCCGCGACAGUGGCCUACUUGACUCGGAACUUCUAUACCAAUUAAAGUUAAAAUAAUAACUUUGUAAAUCUUUUAUUAUAACUCUGGUAAGUAUAACCUUUCGUCUGUAAGACUUAGGUGCUGUUUAAACUUCUAGGGCAAACA